CUCCAGUAGGGCCCAAGCCAGCCAGGAAGGAGGAGGCAGCCAGAGAGGCCUCCACUGUUCUCUGCAGCAGAAGACCCACUGCUGCCAGGAAACAGGAAUGGGGUCUGCAUCCUAAACAGAGCCAUAGCACAAGACAUAGAAUUGGAACUCAGCACUGUGGUCAUUUUUCAAAAAUAUGCCAAGAUGUUUAAAAAGGACGGAACAGUGGGCAACAUCUUGACUUGCAUCCCGACUGAUGCUGCACCAUGCAAGACCGAGAGCAGGAGUGACUGAGGAACUUUCAGCAUCCACUCACCUACAUGAUCUUCUUGCAUGGAGUGUUCUGGAUCUUGCCUACAUGCCCCGCUGGCAAGCACAACAUGAAGCAAAUCAAACCAUGAUAAAUGAAUUCAUUCUCCUGGGUUUUAGGGCUGGUCAGGAUGGGCAUAUUCCUCUUUUUUUGCUGUUGUUGGUUAUUUACAUUGUGACCAUAAGUGGGAACCUCCUGCUCAUUCUUCUCGUUGUGUCUGAUCAGCACCUUCAUACACCCAUGUACUACUUCCUGGGGAAUCUGUCCUGCUUGGAGACCUUCUACAGCUCAGCCAUCCUGCCCAGAAUGCUCUAUAGUCUCUUGACAGGAGACAGAUCUAUUUCAUUCCUAGGCUGCAUUGCACAGUUUUAUAUCUUUGGCAUACUGGUUACUACUGAGUGUUUUCUCCUUGCUGCAAUGUCCUUUGAUCGCUAUUUAGCCAUAUGCAAGCCAUUGCAUUAUGUUUCCCACAUGAAUGACAAAUUAUGUGUCCAAUUGACUCUAGGCUCCUGGGUGGGUGGGUGUUUAGCUAUCACCAUAACAACGUCUUUAAUGUCACAGCUAGUUUUUUGUGGCACAAAGGAGAUUGAUCACUUCUUUUGCGAUUUUGCUCCAGUGAUAAAUCUGUCCUGCAGCAACACCCAAAUAAUAGAAGUCUUGAGUUUUGUACUGUCAUCUGUGUGUGCCUUUCCACCUUUCAUGCUGACCUUGGCAUCCUAUGUUUGCAUUAUCACCUCCAUCCUGAAAAUCCCAUCCACCUCUAGAAAGCAGAAAGCUUUCUCUACCUGCUCCUCUCAUCUUAUUGUGGUGACAGUUUUUUAUGGGACUCUGAUUAUUGUCUACGUCUUACCAAAGACAAGUACUCUGAGGGAGCUAAACAAAGUUUUUUCCCUCCUGUACACAAUACUGACUCCCCUCAUCAACCCAAUCAUAUACAGCCUAAGAAACCAAGAUGUUAAGGAGGCACUACAAAAAAGUGCCAGAAAACUUGCAGCUCCUGCAGGGAUUUAG
Molecule: messenger RNA, 1300 nt
Organism: Hemicordylus capensis (graceful crag lizard)
Lineage: Eukaryota; Metazoa; Chordata; Lepidosauria; Squamata; Cordylidae
Product: olfactory receptor 2AP1-like
Exons: 4
Coding region: 236-1300 (354 amino acids)
Biological process (GO): G protein-coupled receptor signaling pathway
Cellular component (GO): membrane
Molecular function (GO): olfactory receptor activity; G protein-coupled receptor activity
Source: RefSeq, a predicted model, not a curated record